Molecule: messenger RNA, 2307 nt
Organism: Hydractinia symbiolongicarpus
Lineage: Eukaryota; Metazoa; Cnidaria; Hydrozoa; Anthoathecata; Hydractiniidae
Product: protein SpAN-like
Exons: 6
Coding region: 338-1648 (436 amino acids)
Biological process (GO): proteolysis
Molecular function (GO): metalloendopeptidase activity; zinc ion binding
Source: RefSeq, a predicted model, not a curated record
CCACUGAUAUUUUUCUAUCACACUCAGUUGGGCAUCAUAAAUAAAUAAUUUUAUUUUUCACAUCUUAUGAUAAAUCUCUUGCAUGGAGGUAUGGUAACUAAAAUCUCAAACAUCUUAUCAAGAUUGUAAAUAAAGUAUAAAUACAAUGAUAAUAUAGAUGAAAGAAAAAAAAUUCAUUAUGGUUAGAUAUUAAGAAGCAGAACAAGAUUGAUAAAAUAUUAAUGAACAGAUUUGAGUUAUUUGAUGAUAUUAGCAAGUAUACAUUUUAUCAUUGGUACCACCUCUUUAUACAGAAUUAAUUUUGCAGUUAUACAAGACUAAAGGAAAAGUUGCAGACAUGAAAUUCUCUAUUAAUACUUUAUUCUUUACACUUGUGGCAAUGAAUGAACUUUUAACGGUUGUGAGAACGCUCCCGAAACCAGACGAUGCUGCGGAGCCGAUAUUUAUGGAUGCUCCGAGUUAUGAAAGCUCAGUAGAUGAUACAGAUGAUGGCGAUGAUGAAGAUUUUUCCGGUGAUUUUGAAACGCCCGAGCAUGACGCCCCACAUCGAGUUCGAAAUGAAAUCUGGAAAGUCAAUAUUAACCAUACAAAAGCUGAAGAUUUAUUUCAAGGAGAUAUGCGAUUGGAUUUAGUGCAGAAAAUGGAGCUAAAAAUCGACCGUAUUUACCGGCAAAAAAGAGCUGCGAGAAGCAGAGAAAAAGAAUAUCUAUGGAAGCACAACACUGUCUAUUACAAGAUUGACUCAGGCUUCAGUCGAGAUACAAAAAUGGAAUUAAAACGUGGAAUUCGACAUUGGAAAAAGUCGUUGAAACAUUGUCUAAAGUUUGUGCGUCUGGAUAAAACUCCAGGCACGGAAGAAAGCAUCAGCAAACAAAGAUUUGGGGGCGGUCCGGUCGAUCAUAUUCUGUUUACAAAAACCAACUCAGGAUGUUGGUCUCAAGUUGGUCGGACAGACACACGAAUAAACCAAUUUCCAUAUGUUCCUGGUCGACAACUUAUCUCAAUAGGAGAAGGAUGUGGAGAAAAAGGAACCGUUAUCCAUGAAAUUGGUCAUGCUAUUGGUUUUUGGCAUGAACAAUCGAGAAGAGACCGCGACUCGUUUGUCAAAAUUGUCAGACAUAAUAUAAUGAGUGGGCAAAAGCUACAAUUCCGUCGUUUGAGCAAGAAGGAUGUCAACAGCAUGGGUUACGCUUAUGACUUCUGGUCAAUUAUGCACUAUGGCCCAACAUUUUUCUCAAAGAAUGGCAAGCCAACGAUAAGAAUUCAAAAGAAAUACAGAUACUUAAAACCAGAGAUUGGACAACGAAGAGUUUUAUCCUAUCUUGAUGUAGCUCAAGUCAGAGCUAUGUACAAAUGCAAUGUGCUUCCCAGUCGUGAGAGUACUAGAACUUGCGUUAGCAAGAAAACGAAAGGACGGGAUUAUAGAGGAAAGUUAGACUAUACAGAGAAGGGUGUUAUGUGCCAACCAUGGAACAAAAAAUACCCACAUUCACAUAAAUAUAAACUUUCAAACAAAGCAGAUGGACUCGGUAGACACAAUCACUGCCGUAACCCAGGUGGUGAAAAGGAGCGACCGUGGUGCUUUACGACGUACGGCAAAGAUAGGUCCACAUGGCAGUACUGCGAUAUCAAAACCUGUGAUAGUUAGAUAGGUUCGUGUAACCACACCACGUCCCACUUGCAUUAGCAGGAGUAUCUAAGAAGAGUCUGUCCAGUAAUUUCAGACCACCAAGGCAAUGUUGUCUUGAUUAAUCGACUAAAUUUAGAAGGAGAUAAAACUUGCAACACGCAGAGAUAGUUUUUAUGUUGAAGUUAUGAAACUAAGUUACAAGCUUCUUUAAAAAAAGUGUCGAAGUCACUCUCUCCUUAAAGAAAAUACAGAAGGACACUCAUCCGCAGAUAGUAACAUAUCAAAUACAUAUUACAGAUGCCAUAAUUUAUUUAGAUGUGAAAAAAUUGCUUUUAUAUUAUAUGCUGCAAAAUAUGUAAAAAAUCAUCAUAAAUUAUUUAAAUUAUUAUAAUUAUUAUAAUUGAUGCAGUGAUUUGUUUCUCUUAAGAGUCGAUACCCAGGAGGUAUUAAUAAAAGAGAUAUGUCCACUUUGCUUCGUUAAAGUUAGGUAUGGAAAGCGCAGAAACCUAAAACUGUUCUCCGUCUGGUUCAUCCACUCAAUAUCAAUAUAGAAAAUUUAUAUAGUAACUUAUAUUAUUGUACAUAUUUAUUCCCUUAUUCAACACUUAACUUAAAAAAAUGCUGCAUAGAUUAUUAUGGCAUUGUUUCUUCAUUUAAUAUUUAUUUGUUUUCUAAAA